ACCCUUAGUGUGGCUAAAUAUGCUUUGAAAAAAAUAGUUCUACAAAUAGAAUCUAACCAUCCUUUUUCUUAGUCUAAAAUCCCUGGGCAAAUGGAUUCAGCUAAUUCCCAUGUUGUUGUUAAACAACUUCCGUGUUCUGUUCAGACCAGCAAACCAAUCUGUUUGAUGGGAAAGAACUCUUUAAAGCGAAAGUGUUUUGCUUCUAUUGGGGCACAUGAGAUUUUCAGACCAGAGAUGUGGAAAGCAGCACUAACAGAAUUAACAGCCACUGCCUCUCUAAUGUUCACCUUGACAACUUCCAUCAUUGCAUGCUUGGACUCACAUGAGAUCGAUCCUAAGCUUCUUGUUCCCUUUGCAGUCUUCACAAUAGCCUUUUUGUUCCUAAUUGUGACGGUUCCUCUCACGGGAGGCCACAUGAGUCCUGUUUUCACAUUCAUUGCUGCUUUAAAGGGUGUUGUGACUCUCACCCGUGCCCUCAUUUACGUGCUAGCACAAUGCAUUGGUUCAAUAAUUGGUUUCUUUAUACUAAAAUGUGUCAUGGACCCAAAAUUAGCUUACACAUAUUCCUUGGGAGGUUGUGCCAUCAGUGGCCAAGGAGUGAUCAAUUCUUCUUCUGGUGGUAUUAAGCCACUAGAUGCUUUGUUAGUGGAAUUCACUUGCACAUUUGUGGUACUCUUUGUGGGGGUAACAUUGGCAUUUGAUAAGAAAAGGUCAAGGGAUUUGGGCUUGCCAAUGGUGUGCUUGGUGGUGGCAGGAGCUAUGGCAUUGGCGGUAUUUGUGUCCAUAACUGUAACUGGGCGGGCCGGUUAUGCGGGUGUGGGCUUGAACCCUGCAAGAUGCUUAGGCCCAGCGUUGCUUCAUGGAGGGUUACUCUGGGAAGGGCAUUGGGUUUUCUGGCUUGGGCCCUUCUUGGCAUGUGUAGUCUAUUAUGCUGUGUCUAUUAACCUACCAAGGGAGGGUUUGGUUUGGGUGGAUGGAGAAUAUGAUGUGUUGAAAUUGGCUCUCGGUUCUUGUGGGAAUGUCCAUAAUACUUCCGUUUCAAAGGAUCAUCAACUAGAAGAACCAAGUGCAGGGUUCCAAGUCUAAGUAUGAAAGGAAAUUAAGAAGCAGUUUCAUAACUUCAUUAUUUGCCUCUGUAUUAAUAUUCUAGUAACACGAACUUAUGAAAGGUUGAACGGGACAAAUACAUUUGCAUCUAGUUUUGAUGGAAGUCAAUGUAUGGAUUUUUGGCUAGUCAUUUUGGUUUGACACAACCAAUAUUAAUUAAUGUGCUUUCAGUGA
This is a messenger RNA of Glycine soja, 1281 nucleotides long. RefSeq names its product aquaporin TIP1-2-like. The coding region runs from base 91 to 1086 and encodes 331 amino acids. The record is from RefSeq and is a predicted model, not a curated record. Gene Ontology annotation, biological process: transmembrane transport. The transcript has 2 exons. Gene Ontology annotation, molecular function: channel activity. NCBI's taxonomy places the organism in Eukaryota, Viridiplantae, Streptophyta, Magnoliopsida, Fabales, Fabaceae. Gene Ontology annotation, cellular component: membrane.